Microbotryum saponariae is the source of this 2670-nucleotide messenger RNA. The record is from the annotation of a GenBank genome assembly. NCBI's taxonomy places the organism in Eukaryota, Fungi, Basidiomycota, Microbotryomycetes, Microbotryales, Microbotryaceae.
AUGAUGUACGCACGCUCGAUCGGCUCCAGCCGGGCUCUGCUCUCGUCUGCGACCCGUCGCUCGGCAUCGUUCGUCGAUUCGGCGCGGUCGUCCGUGUGCUCGACCUCGUCGUCCUCGUCGCCGUCACUUCGGAAUGGCCCCGCCAAUGUUCAGCACCGCCGGAUGCAUGGCUUCCCCGUCCUGUCCACCGCCAUCGACACCUCGGAUCCUGAAUUCAAGGAGCGCGCCGAGGCGAUGCAAGUCGUCGAACAGGAGAUGCAGACCUUGCUCCGAACGAUCGAGAACGGAGGUGGGGAGAAGGCCAAGCAAAAGGUCAAGGCCGCCGGCAAACUCUUGGUGCGAGAGAGGUCAGUCCUAGACAGACUGUCCCACCGAUCGGUUGACAUAUCGUGUGUUCAAGUGAAACGGAAAACUCCGGAUUGUAAUCCUUACCUGCACAGGAUCCACGAGCUGCUCGAUCCAUUCUCGCCGUUCCUCGAGCUGUCCCCACUUGCUGGGCAUGAUAUGUACGAUGGACCUCUACCCGCCGCCGGUAUUGUCACCGGUAUUGGAAGAGUGCAUGGGUCAGUUCGAGACCUCUUCAGGUGAUGCGCAAGGCUCCGCUAUAAAAUCCGAGCUCAUCCGUGCAAAUGCCACUUCCCCACUUGUUCAGAACUGAGGUCGUCGUUGUCGCCAAUGAUGUGAGCAAACCGGCCAUGGCGAGAUCGCCGGGAAAGAUCUGGCUUUCUAAUCUCAUCACACAUUUCUUUGGGCCUAGGGUACAGUCAAGGGUGGAUCCUACCACCCGGUCACGGUCAAGAAGCAUCUCCGAGCGCAAGAGAUUGCCCUCGACAACCGACUCCCCUGUGUCUACCUCGGUCAGUCCACGUCGGGAGAAGGGACACGGGCUUCGAGCCUCAGCUGACCAAUGGCUCGUUGGACACAUUCCAGUCGAAUCCGGAGGCGCUGCGCUGCCGUACCAAGCCGAUGUGUUCCCCGACCGAGAGCACUUUGGUCGAAUUUUCCGUAACAUGGCACAAAUGAGCGCCAAGGGCAUCCCGUGAGUGUGGGGCCUACACGCUAGAAGGCUUGAGAAUUUCAGUCUGAUUUCGCUUUUUCGUCACAGUCAACUGGCUGUUGUUCACGGUAUUUCGGUUGCUGGGUCAGUUUGCUUUGCUCUUGGCGCCUCUAGCGAUUAUCACCAAUGCUGAACCUUGAUCCUCGGUCUUCCCGCACAGAGGGGCGUAUGUACCUGCCAUGGCCGAUGGUGAGCUUCAUGUGCUUUCUUAUGUGUUUUACUUCACCUUAAUUGAUUCACGCUCUUUCUCUUGUCAGAAAACAUCAUCGUCGCCAAUCAGGGCACCAUCUUCCUCGCUGGUCCGCCGCUCGUCAAAGCUGCCUUGGGCGAAGAAGUCGAUUCCGAAACGCUCGGUGGUGGUCUGAUGCACUCUUCCGAAUCAGGUGUGACCGACCAUCUCGCGCAGUCUGAUUUGCAUGCGAUUGCCAUCGCACGAUCCUCGAUCAAGGCCCUCAACUACAAGCCUUUGCCGUGGAAGAGCGAGUACGCCGAGCCGGCAACGACGGAGGUGGAUGAGCCCAUAUAUGAUCCUAAAGAACUGGGCGGAGUCGUAGGGACCAACUUGAAGAAGCCUUGGGAUAUGAGGGAGGUGAUUGCUAGGACCGUCGAUGGGAGUCGGUUCCAGGAAUGGAAGAGGGACUAUGGCUCGACCAUCGUCACUGGAUUCGGUCAGUGCACACUUCUGUAAGACGGGAAAAUAGACCUGGAACUGAUCAUACUUGAUCCUCUGAUUUUUGUAGCUCACAUCCACGGAUAUCCUGUCGGCAUCGUAAGCCAUCGAAGGGACGUGACGAUACCUUUGGCCACGGUAGCUAAGACUACUCCCUAAUCGACCCAACAGAUCGCCAACAACGGUGUCAUCCUCUCGCCCUCGGCUCUAAAGGCAACCCAGUUCAUCCAGCUCUGCGAGCAACGAGGCAUACCUCUCGUCUUCUUGGUCAACAUCUCUGGGUUCAUGGUCGGCAAGGAUGCCGAGAAGGGUGGUAUCGCUAAGAAUGGCGCAAAGAUGGUGCGAGCCGUCGCGGCGACGACGGUGCCGAAGCUCACGGUCAUCGUGGGUGGAUCCUAGUCAGUACCUCGACUUGGUUAUGGAUGUGCCGAUGUGCUGUGGCUGAAGCGUUUUUGCUCCCCUCGUAGCGGCGCGGGUAACUACGGUAUGGCCGGACGAGCGUGAGUUGACGAAUUUCUUGCCGUUCCGCUUAGAUCGACAUCAUGCUAACGGUGGACAUCCAUCUUCGACACGCAGAUAUGACCCCAGAUUCUUGUGGAUGUGGCCCAACGCCCGUGUCUCCGUCAUGGGUGGCGAUCAAUUGCAAGACGUUAUGUCGACCGUGUCCAAGUACAUAUGAUCGCUGCGCAUCAUUCUCGCACUCCAGAUUUGUAUGCUAACCACCCAAACCAAUUUUCACAGGGACACCUCCAAAACCUCCAAACUCAAGGCGCAAAUCGAACACCAAUCGACACCGGUCUACGCCUCCGCAAGGCUGUGGGACGAUGGUGUCAUCUCUCCCUCCGAUACUCGAUCCUGCCUCGGUCUCGGUCUGAGCGUCGCGAUGAAGAGCUGGAACCCCGAGAAGAGGGACAAGGGCAACUUUGGCGUAUUCAGGAUGUGA